AUGGAGCAUGUACCGGAGGCCCAGUCUCGGCUACACGAUGGGAACAGAUUUCUGCAGUUCCAAACGGGACUACAUAUAUACUACUCCACGAAAACUAUCGAAGGUGCUCGUACGGACGGUCUCUAUGCCUUGGUCGCCGACGGCGUGCAUGACUUGCAGCCCGACGCGACCAACAAGCGUGGACAGUUGUAUACCAUCCAUGGUGUUUGCAACGACACCAUCGACGUCCCGCUUGUCCCCCUCGGAUGGCAUUGA
This is a messenger RNA of Cylicostephanus goldi, 255 nucleotides long. Lineage: Eukaryota; Metazoa; Nematoda; Chromadorea; Rhabditida; Strongylidae. The record is from the annotation of a GenBank genome assembly.